Molecule: messenger RNA, 537 nt
Organism: Fonsecaea erecta
Lineage: Eukaryota; Fungi; Ascomycota; Eurotiomycetes; Chaetothyriales; Herpotrichiellaceae
Exons: 1
Coding region: 1-537 (178 amino acids)
Source: RefSeq, a predicted model, not a curated record
AUGGCGGAUACGAACACCAUCAGAAAGCCUCUGCGGUUCAUUACUGGACACAAUGUCGACGGCAAGGGUAUUGUCGAGGUUGUCGACGAAGGGUCAUGGCGGAAGAUUGACAACGACAUCGUGAGGUACAACGAAAUGUGGUCGACAAGCACCUUCCCCAUAGAUAUCAAGAACGACGACAAUCUGAAGAAAGAAAAGACUGUCAUGUCUCUAUCUCUACGCAACGGCACCGUGCUGAGGAUGGUUGACCGCUCCCCAGGCUCCUCCUCGGCCAUGCAUCGCACCCAGAGCCUUGACUAUGGUGUUGUGAUCGAGGGCGAAAUGGAGUUGAUCAUGGAUUCUGGGCAGAUUGUUACAUUGAAGCGAGGAGAUGUCUGCGUUCAGCGAGGUACUUUACAUCAGUGGCGAAACCCCGGGAGUACCUGGAACAGAAUGCUUUUUGUGUUGAUCGACGCUUUGCCGCUCGAGGUGGGUGGGGUCGUCCACAAAGGCGAGACAGGCUAUGAGCACGUCAAAGAGAUAGCUUCUCGUCUCUAG